Drosophila montana is the source of this 2630-nucleotide messenger RNA. RefSeq names its product Inwardly rectifying potassium channel 1 (gene Irk1). Gene Ontology annotation, cellular component: plasma membrane. NCBI's taxonomy places the organism in Eukaryota, Metazoa, Arthropoda, Insecta, Diptera, Drosophilidae. Gene Ontology annotation, biological process: potassium ion import across plasma membrane; regulation of monoatomic ion transmembrane transport. Gene Ontology annotation, molecular function: inward rectifier potassium channel activity. The transcript has 5 exons. The record is from RefSeq and is a predicted model, not a curated record. The coding region runs from base 274 to 1929 and encodes 551 amino acids.
GAUACAAACAUAUUUCGUAUUGAUGUUUGUAUUGUCGCCGCGCCGCUGUUGCUGCUGACCGUCCGUUACAUUUUAGUCGCCGCCGCGAUAGCGACGCCGCGUGUUGUCGCCGCGUUUUCGCCGACCUCAAAACAAAAAAACGCAAAAAAAGACACAAAACUAAAAUAUACAUAUAUAUACAAAACUCACACACACAUUUUGUGUUGUAUAACGGACGCGUGUGCAUUGAAUUUAAAGCAUCUUCAAAUUUGCACGCAUUUCCUUUUGGGCAACAUGAAGCGUCUGAUGACCUGGGAGCGCGAUCUUGUCGAUGCGAUGUACGAGUAUCGGCAGACACGUUUUAGCUCGCGACGUGUGCGUAAACGUGUCGUCUUCAAGCAUGGCGAGUGCAACGUGGUGCAAGGCAACGUGGCCAAGAGACGUCGCCGCUAUUUGCAGGACAUCUUCACCACACUCGUGGACGCACAGUGGCGCUGGACGCUGCUGGUGUUUGCGGCCAGUUUUGUCAUCUCCUGGGCCUUCUUCGGGUUCAUCUGGUGGACGAUUGCCUUUGCCCACAACGAUCUGGAGUACAUACAUCUGCGCAAUACGCAACCGGAGCUGAUUGUCAAUAUGACGCACACGGUUUGCGUGACGGAGGUGAAGGGCAUAAUGACGGCCUUUCUAUACUCUGUGGAGACGCAAACGACCAUCGGCUAUGGCAAUCGCUAUGUGACCGAGGAGUGCCCGGAGGCGAUAUUCACCAUGUGCAUCCAGUGCAUCACGGGCGUCUUCAUACAGGCCUUCAUGGUGGGCAUUGUGUUUGCCAAGCUGUCGCGUCCCAAGAAACGCGCCCAGACGCUGCUCUUCUCGAGGAAUGCGGUCAUCUGUCACAGGGAUGGGACGCCAUGUCUGAUGUUCCGAGUGGGUGACAUGCGCAAAUCCCACAUAAUUGAGGCGCACGUGCGUGCCCAGGUCAUACGCAAGAAGGUGACCAAGGAGGGAGAGGUGCUGCCCUUCUAUCAGCAGGAGCUGCAUGUGGGCGCCGAUGGUGGCGAGGAUCGGCUGAUGUUCAUCUGGCCGACGACCAUUGUGCACAAGAUCGAUCGGAACAGUCCGCUCUACAUGCUCUCCGCCUCGGAUAUGCUCAAGGAGCGCUUCGAGGUUGUCGUCAUGCUGGAGGGCGUCAUUGAGUCCACGGGCAUGACCACGCAGGCGCGCAGCAGCUAUCUGCCCUCGGAGAUACUGUGGGGCCAUCGCUUCGUCAAUGUGGUGUCCUUCCGCAAGGAGACCGGCGAGUAUGAGGUCGACUAUACGCUGUUCAACAACACCUACGACGUGGACACGCCCCUGUGCAGCGCCAAACAGCUGGACGAGCUCAAGUCCGAGUGCACGCGCAGCGCCAAGAGCGGCAUAGUGCCAUUUGCGGAUCGGACGCUCUCCGCGGCCAGCAUGUUUCAGCGCAUUGCCUCGGCCGCUUCUGUGGACCAUCUGGAUCCGGCCAGCGAUGAGUCUUUGGACUCGGGCCGUUUGCAAAUACGCUCGCAUUCCAUACCGAACGGCGUCCUGGCCAGCGAACUGGAGCCGCUGAACAACAACAAUAACAACCACCACCACAGCCAGAGCCACGGUCACGGCCAUGGCAAGCAUGGCGCCUUGUUCACCAUGGGCGGCCACAAUAUAUCCAUAACGACCACGGCGCCGAGCAUACCCAACCUAACAAGUAUUAAUGAGAGAACCAACUCCGGUAAUUCCAUAAACAGCAGCAACUACAGCCACAGCAACAGUCUCAGCACACUGAACACGAUUGCUCCAUCCGCUGCACCAGCUGCUCCCGCUGCACCUGGCAACGGCAAUGGCAAUGGCAAUGGCAGCGCCCGUGCCAAGCAAUCGAAUCCGCGACGACUGAGCAUCAAGCAGGAUCAGCUGCCCAUCGAUUCCAUCUGCUGAUAUUCAAACCGAGCACAGCGAACCCAAACUGAUGUUGUAUUCUAAGUGUAGGCUCCUAGAAUUCUAAUUAGACUAUAUACAUACAUAUACACAUAUAGAUAGUUAGUUUAAGCAGAGGCCACUCAGAUGCGGCUCUCUUAGCUGUGACAUCCUAAAGAACCCCUAAAGAACCAGAUGCAGAUCCUUGAAACGUCUCUGGCUUGUAUUUUGUAAAACAUUAAUUGAUUUUAGUGUAUUUUCUGCGUUAGUGUUAGUUUUUAAUGAAUUUACUAUAUAAAUAAGCAUCAAAUUGAUAUUAUAAACAAAUACCAUGAACGAUAUAAUGAAACCAAAAUGCUGCAACUUCCUCGUAUGAGCGUAUAAACCCUAUACACUUAUCCUAGCUAAGUAUAUACAUAUAUGUAAAGCUCACAAAAAUGAUAUAGUGCAAAACAACAAGUUAUAUGAAUUUUAAAGCUACCUUAAACGAUAAUUGUUCAAUAUCUCAAUUACUCAAUGAUUAGUCAAAUAUAUAUGUACACUUAUUCAAAAAAAAAAAAUGCAGAUUGAGCUUUGAAUUGUUAUUAAAUACUGUGUGGACAAUAAAUGGAAUGAGCAUAUGUGAAUGUUAAUUGAUGUAUUUUAUCGACAUAUUAAGUGUCACAAAGAUUGUAAAAAUUAAAAGACCGAAAAUAUACCUGAAUGAAUUAUAUACACAAGAA